Molecule: messenger RNA, 2703 nt
Organism: Carassius carassius (crucian carp)
Lineage: Eukaryota; Metazoa; Chordata; Actinopteri; Cypriniformes; Cyprinidae
Product: ADAMTS-like protein 5
Exons: 13
Coding region: 546-2156 (536 amino acids)
Biological process (GO): extracellular matrix organization
Cellular component (GO): extracellular matrix
Molecular function (GO): metalloendopeptidase activity; protein binding
Source: RefSeq, a predicted model, not a curated record
AUGAUGUGAAUCUGAAACUGAAUGUGAAAUCCAUAGGAGGACCAGGUGUCCUGACCGAAGAGCCGUUAUUUUCUCUCAGGGAACAGGGAUGUUGUGUGUGCUGAGAGCCUCAGGUAGAGUUGACAGAAAGCCACCUGAAGACAGAAGAUCUCAAGUCGGAAGUCUUUUAACCAGAGCUUCUUGUGAGAUCGGACGCUGAUGUGAAACUGAAAGCGGUUCAGAGGUUUGCUCUAAUUGGAAAUUGAGAAGGACCUUAAUGCAAAUAAGCAGGGAUGAUGUGAGAAAGCCUAUAUUUAUUUUCAAUUAUUCAUUUUAUUCCGGAUUAUGCAGGAUUCAGGACAUCCUCUUUGGGUUCUGCGCGUUUGAAAACUUCAGGAAAGUACCCAACAGAGGAAACACUUGUGAAACAUGGAUACUAUUAGGUUUCCCGAUUUCUUUGGUGAUAAAAAUCACUGGGAUCACACAUCUCGUUGUCUUUACUUCAUCAGAUGAGUCCAGUUUCAGACCUCAAGAAGUUAUUUUGUGACUCCUGACGAAGACCUAAAAUGCAGAAGUCAAACAACAGGAAGCUGUCUCUGUGCCAGGCCCUCACCCUCAUAACAAUACUGUUGUCUCCAAGUUGCCUGUUCUCUCUGCCUUCAUCCAGACGAGUACAGCUGGGAGGUGAGGGACCACAGAUGCACAGGCAGAUACAUUUCAUGAAUGAGUGGGCCUCGUGGGGCGGUUGGUCUGUGUGUUCACGCUCCUGUGGGGGAGGGGCGUCUGUCCGGACACGCACCUGCAUCACCAGAAAUCUGGUUGGAGGGCCGUGCCCGGGGAACACCAGGCAAUACAAGAUUUGUAACACAAAGGAGUGUUCUGCUGACUCUAUGGACUUCAGAGAACUGCAGUGUAAAGCUUUCAAUGACAGACCCCUGGUUGCUGGCAACAGUUACCGUUGGACUACCUUUCAUGGAGGAUCCGAGCCAUGUGAGCUCAGUUGCCUGGCAAUUGGACACAACUUCUACUACAACUUUGGACGGGUGCUUGAUGGCACACCAUGCCAAUCAGAUCAGGGGACAGUCUGUGUGAAUGGAAAAUGUCUGAAGCCAGGAUGUGACUUGAUCUUUGGAUCUGAGCAGCAGGAGGAUGUCUGCAUGGUGUGUGGAGGCCACAACUCAACCUGCCUUCAUCACAGAAGUGUUUAUCAAAGCAACGGACAGAACAACGGACUGUUUGGGUACAGUGAGGUCACUAUGAUCCCGGCCGGAGCCACACACAUCAGAGUGACUGAUAAAAGCAGAAACUAUCUAGCGCUCCAGAAUGGGCGUUCUCAGUUUGUGAUCAAUGGGAACUGGAAGAUCAAUGUUCCCGGCGAGUACAGUGUGGCAGGAACCAAACUUCUGUAUCGGCGCUCUGCUGAUACCUGGGAGAGCUUUGAAGUUCCAGGACCAACUCAGGAAGACCUGCACAUCAUGGUCUUGUCCACUGAUAAGAACUCUGGGAUUGAAUAUGAGUACUGGCUGCCUCCAGACCGCUAUGCCCUGUAUCAUGGGAGAAGUCAACUUCGGCAGCCUCACCACACAUCAAACCACUUACCCUUUGAACUUCCAACCACUACGACCACCAUUACUACAACACAGCCAGUCACAAAACAUCAUUUCUGGGACCCUGCUGCUCGCUGGCCUCUUCACCCCCCCCAUAAACAGCAGCCGGUCCCACGUUUGGAAAGAGAUGAAAACCGCAGGAACCGACUGCCUGAAAUACAUCGUAGAGGCCACUGUGGGAAAUGUCGCCGGGUACGAGGGAAAGGUGAGCGCCAGAGACAGUAUUGCCAAAAAGAUUUUGUAUUUCGAGCAAAAGUGCUGGAAAAAGUCUAUCGUGGAGAAGAGACCCGCUAUGACGUCCAAAUCAUCCACACAUACCGCAAUGGUUAUCGUCUGGAGCACCGGGAGUUCCUGUGGGCGCCCAACAGAUGUGACUGUCCCUUUCUGGAGGAGGGGCAUCAGUAUGUGUUGAUGCUGCGACAGCAUAUUAAUUAUGAACGUACUCUCAAUCGCAUCCUGUUGGAGGAGGACAGCUACGCUCAGCCUUAUCGAGCACGUGAGGACAGCCUGCUGCGCCCCCUAGAGGAGCUCUGCGGUAACAGAGGCAGAAGGACUCGGUUCAGGGGGUAAACACAGGGGCGAUCACACUUUCACUGCACACUCUGAAGUUCACUCUUGUGCCAAAAAACAAGGCACAGACAGACACCCUGCUCUGAUGACUUGAUGACUUUACUAAAGCAUUUUGCAUUCCUCUAUAAAGACAAUGGACACUCUGUUGGGAUGAAUUAUGUCCAUGAGGACAAUUAUGGGCAUGAGGCAAACCAAAGCAAAGAGAGUCACUAAAUGAAGCACUUUAGGUGGAAAAAAAUAUACACCAAAGUAAAUAAUACGAUUUAUGAUGCCCUUUCUAGCACCACAUGUUUGUUAAUGGCAUAAAAUAAUUUGACAGCAUGUCUAUUUUUAUCAUGUGCAUCAUCAUGUAUUUAUAAGCAGACAGUAUUUCUAGAGGAUGUCUUGAUUUAAAUAUUGCCCUAUAAUUUUAAAUGUUUUACCAUCAGUAUAUUUGCUUUUAUCAACGGUUAUAAAGUCCCUCAGUGAAAUGAUAAUGUGUUUAUGAGUCACAUAUAUAUUUACACAUUCAAGAUAAGCAGAAUAUACAUAUAACCGUCACAACAAU